This is a messenger RNA of Misgurnus anguillicaudatus (oriental weatherfish), 3946 nucleotides long. Lineage: Eukaryota; Metazoa; Chordata; Actinopteri; Cypriniformes; Cobitidae. The record is from RefSeq and is a predicted model, not a curated record.
UGCAUGUUGUUUAUUUAUUAGAUGUAAUGUGAUAGAUGCAUUUUAAUGCAUGUGGAACCCAUUUCCCUACAUGUUUUAAAGCUUGAUUUUUGACAUUGUUUUAGAUGUUUGCUUUUUGUUGGAUAGGUUUUCCUUCUGCAUUCUUGUAGUAGGCUUCGCCUUUUGUGUUUGUGCCUUUUACCUGCUCAAUUUCUUAGUGCUGUGUAAGUUACAUAAUUUAGCAUCCCACCAUCUGACCUGAUCAAAAAGUAUAUAGUGUUUGUCUAUUAGUAAAAAUGUUUAUCUUAUUAUAUUUACUGCAUCCAACAACCUUGGAACUUAAGAGAAUCAUCCUGGCUGUCUGGAUUCAGGCUGAUACUGGUUUUAUAUACUGAUAGUUUGACAGUUACGCAUUGUGAAGAGUUACCAGAAACAGAGAGUUUCAAAUGUCAGAGAUGAUCUCUAGUGUGAUUGUCUUUCAUCUCUGGACAGUGAUUGGCUGCCGGGACUUGAAUGACAAACUGGACCUUUUCGUGUUUGAGUGCAUCACAUCGAUUUUGGAUGUAUCUAUAUCAUUGUGAGUUUUUACACUGGAUUUAUUUGGCACACUAUCAAACUAAACUCCUUUUGACUUUAUUUGCACCUUUCAUUUUUGGUGUAAUGCUCUAAAUCCUUGGAGAUAUUUACAAAAACACAAGCAUCUGCGAUCAUGGGGGCUGCUCGAGUGAAGCGACGCUUCAGUGCGGUCGUGGACACUCCUUUGGACGAGGAGGAAGUCAUGAGGUUGGCUCAAAGUGAUGAUGUCACUACGCCCUCCAUGAGUGAGCCUACCUCUUCCAACUGCAAUGGGAAAGUACUUAAACUUCACCGUAGCAACGGAGGAAGGAGUGGAGAAAGGGACGACGAUGAUGAAGAUGAUGAUGACUAUGGAGAAAGAGGAGAAAGGAGAGGGGGAGAAAGGUGUGGCUCAGUGCUCAGGGGUGAGGCUGGGGAAGAAGGAAGGUGGGAAAAGAUAAGACCAUCAUCCUCACCUUCUCUCUCGCCCUCGCCGGCCCAUGAUCGCCAGUGCCGCCAGCCCCGCCGGCGCUUUGUAGGCAAGGACGGGCGCUGCAACGUCACCUUCGUCAACAUGAGCGACAGGGGCCAGCGCUACCUCACCGACCUAUUCACCACCUGUGUGGACAUCCGCUGGCGAUGGAUGUUUGUGGUGUUCACCCUCUCCUUCUUGCUCUCCUGGCUUCUCUUCGGUUUUGCCUUCUGGCUCAUCGCGGCCGCUCACGGGGACCUGGCUCCCCCAGCAUCAUCUUCACCUUCAUCUAUUUCUUCUUCUCUCGCUCCACCGGAAGCUGCAAGGGAUUACGGUCCAGCGGUGACAGCAGAGACGGAGGAACGCUGCUUUCAGCAGGUGAACAGUUUCAUGGCAGCGUUCCUCCUCUCUCUGGAGACGCAGACGUCUAUAGGCUAUGGCUUCCGGAGCGUUACGGAGGCCUGCCCCCUGGCGGUGCUGGCUGUCGUCUUGCAGUGCAUUGUGGGCUGCAUCAUCGACGCUUUCAUCAUCGGGGCGGUGAUGGCUAAGAUCGCCAAGCCCAAGAAGCGUAAUGAGACGCUGGUGUUCUCGAAUAUGGCAGUUGUGGCCAUGAGGGACGGGAAACUCUGCAUGAUGUGGCGAGUGGGAAACCUGCGCAAAAGCCACCUGGUCGAGGCCCAUGUACGAGCACAGCUACUGAAGCCACGGUUGACCCCUGAGGGCGAGUUCCUGCCAUUGGACAAUGAAGACAUAAAUGUCGGCUUUGACACUGGAACAGAUCGCAUCUUUUUGGUGUCACCUGUGACCAUCGUGCAUGAGAUUAAUGAAGAGAGUCCAUUCUUCGAGAUGGACAGGCGUACACUAGAGGGAGACAAAGAACUGGAAGUGGUGGUAAUUCUGGAGGGCAUGGUGGAGGCCACAGCCAUGACAACCCAAUGCCGGUCUUCAUAUCUGGCCUCUGAGAUCCUCUGGGGUCACCGCUUCGAGCCUGUGCUCUUUGAGAGGAAGAACUGCUAUCAGGUGGACUACUCCUACUUCAACAGGACCUACAAGGUUACGGACACGCCCACCUGUAGUGCUAAAGAGUUAGCAGAGAGACAGUACAUCUUGGGAUCCCGUUCCUCUUUCUGUUACGAGAACGAGGUGGCUCUGCAGCUCUCCUCCUCUGUCUCUCCCUGCCCUGACCAGUACUCUCCCUCCCCCUCGUCUGCACCCUCUCCGUCACCUUCUUGCGUACACCCCACACCUCCACCCCGACAUGAGUCCUGUAGUGAGCAUCCACAUAUACACUGAGCCAUGCGGCUGGAUUCAAAGGGGAAAACAAUGGUCAGGGUAAAAGAGAAAGAAUGGAUACAGGCCAGAACGCUGGGAGGACUUAGAAUUGGGGGUAGGGAGAGAAGAUCAGAAUAGAGACAAAGAGCUGGAAAGACAGACUUGGUCGGGGGACUGAGGCAAAGAGAGUCAUAAAGGAACAAUGUAAGACCUUGGGUUGAUAAAUGACAAUAGAUCUUACUUAAGACAGAGAGGGGUGAGAAAAGACAGAAAGCACAAAAGAUUGAGAGUAGGGGAGUAAAAUGGGCUUCUCACUGCCCUGGGACGUAGAGAACGAUAAAGGGUUGGAUUCACUAAAAAGUGGUGCAUAAUAACCUGCAUCCUUUUUGAUAACCAUUUACAACUUAAUCAGGCUUUGUGCAUAUGUGGAUUUUUCACACCUCUAUGAUGUAUUUCUGUGCAUUGCCUAUUAGCAGGAAUAUGCUAAGUUAUGAAGCUAUUAUUUAAUAAUAAAAAGCAUAACCAUAUAUGGUACAAGCAGGUAAAUUGCACAGUUAGUUUUAAUUGCUUUGUUUGCACACUUAUUUGCAUCUUUAUUUGCAUAAUUCCUUUAGACAGCACAUGGAAAUAACAAAUCCUUUUUGGUUAAUUCCACUGAGACUUUCAGGUGGGGUUGUUAUUGAGUCAGAAUACAGGGGAAUGUAGAACCACAGGAGAUUCAGGUCAAACAGACUGAAAACAGACUCAUGAAAAACAGAUCAAAUUCAACUGAUCGGGGAGAGUGCAAGGGAGAAAAGAGGGAUAGAGAGGUCAUUUUAUAGGAGGAGGGCUGCGACACCGACCCAGUGGGCUGAAUGGUCUCGGCGAUCAACACUCAAACUGCACUUGCUCCAGCAUGUACCUGACAAAGUCACAACAGUGGCCACUAGUGGCUGCAACCAGUAACUGAUUUUAGAGCAGUGGUUGUUCUCAAACUUUUCAACUUGAGGACCCCUUUGUAUAGGGUGCAUCUAUUUGUAGACAUUUCCUUUUGAAUAUAACCUGCAAGGCCAGUAUUUAAGAGAUUUCCUUUUCUGAAAAUCUGACUACUUGUUGCAAUAACUUUUGUGUCUUGAAUUAAAUGUCUGAGUAGCUGCUAGAGCCACUGCAAACCAAGAAACUAUUGAAAAUCUGCAGCAUUUUCAGGUUUCUCUAACUGUAUGUACUGUAUUUUUAAUUAUUUAGGACCCUGUCUGUGAAAUCUAGGCUAAAGUCAUUAUGUAUGAUGAUUGUAUUUAGAAAACACACUCUAAAAAUGUUGGGUUCUUUUUAACCCAGCGUUUGGGUCAAAAAGGGACGAGCCCAGCCCGUUGCUAGGUUGUUUUAACCCAAAAUGCUGGGCUGUUUUAACCCAUUGUUGGGUCAAAAAUAAACAUUUUUGGGUUAAUUUAACCCAAGACUGGGCUCCCUUUUGACCCAAUGCUGGUCUGUAAAUCACAAAAAAUCAUUUUGCUGGGCUUCACAGGCAGGGUCACAUUUAUUCAGGUCAUGUACUGUAUCAUGAUACACAAAUUCUACAUGUGACCACCACUUGUGUUCAGCACAUUUACUGUAAUCUCUAACAAAAUAUAACACAUACACAUUCAGUGUUUAGACCUACCCAGUCUCCUGAGGAUGCGUAUAAAUAGC